Molecule: messenger RNA, 1553 nt
Organism: Lotus japonicus
Lineage: Eukaryota; Viridiplantae; Streptophyta; Magnoliopsida; Fabales; Fabaceae
Product: protein FAR1-RELATED SEQUENCE 5-like
Exons: 2
Coding region: 270-1538 (422 amino acids)
Source: RefSeq, a predicted model, not a curated record
CCCCCUGUGGUUAACACAUUUCGAGGCUUUGAAUUUCUGAGAGGGAAAUUGAAGUGGGUUGUCACCUUUGGAGGGAGCAGAACAAAGAGUGCACGGCGGUGAAGGCGAUUAUGGCAGUGAAGGCGACAACGGCGGCGAAGGCUCCACUGUAAGCAGCGAAGGCUUGUUGGUUAGCUCCUGAAGCUAUUUGAAGUGUUUGUUUGUGAGUUUCUUUCGGAAUUCGACAUUUAGGGUUCUAAGCUCUUGUUUUGUGUUACUUUGGUUAGGUAAUGGAAAGUAAUGUACAAUCCGGUGAAAAUGGAGAGGAAGAAGCCCAUGUCAGUUUAGGUAACAAUGGGCAUGAAUUAUCUGAGGAAAAUGGUGGUUCUACUGGAGUGGAGGAUGAGGACGAUGAUGGUGCUGUGUAUGAGAAGAGCAUAUUAGAUUUGACAGAAGAUGAUAUAAUGGGUAUGGAAUUUGAUUCUGAAGAGGAUGCGAUUAAGUUCUACGAAAGAUAUGGUCAGUGUUAUGGUUUUGGUGUAAGGAAAGACAAUGUCUAUCGUUCUGCUAAGGGUUACAUUGUUACUCGUCAACUGGUAUGCAGCAAAGAGGGGGUGAGGCAUAGAAAAUACGUGCAGCGGAGGGACCGGGUUAGAGUUUCAAAGGGAAUUACCAGGGUGUCAUGUCCAGCUCGCUUCCGUGUUCGCUUUGAAAGCAACUCAGGUAAGUGGAAAGUUGCUUACUUUGUCAAGAAUCACAACCAUGUUCUGGCACCUGUGGAUAAAGUCCACUUGAUUUCUUCCUUUCGGCACCUCAAUGAUUCUGACAAGGCUCAGAUUAAUAGCCUUAAGCUACAUGGGGUGAGGACUUGCAACAUAAUGGGCUUGAUGCUGGGGCAGAAAGGUAGUCAUGAGGCAUUGGGUUUUACGAAGAAGGAUCUGUUCAAUCACAUUGAUAAGGAGAAGCGGAUAAGGGUAGGAAACGGAGAUGCAGUUGCUGCUUUGUCAUAUUUUCAGGCUAAGGCUGAGGGUGAUCCAAUGUUUUUCUCCAAGUAUACUAAAACUGAAGAUGAAAAUCUCAAAGACUUAUUUUGGAGUGAUGGAGUGAGCAGAGUGGAUUACCAUGCUUUUGGCGAUGUAAUUGCCUUUGACAGCACCUAUAAGAGGAACAAGUAUAAUAAGCCUCUUGUGAUUUUCUGUGGCUACAAUCAUCAUGGGCAGACAACAGUUUUUGCUUGUGCUUUGGUUACGGAUGAGUCGAUCGAGACUUAUAAGUGGGUUUUGGAGACAUUUGCUGAGUGUAUUUUUCAGAAGCACCCGAAAGGUGUUGUUACAGAUGGUGAUUUAGCAAUGAAAGAAGCAAUAAGUUGUGUCUUUCCUAAUGCCCGUCACAGGUUGUGUGGUUGGCAUAUUCAACAAAAAGCGCUACAGAAACUUAAGAAUUCAGACUUUUUGGAUGAUUUUAAAGUUCUGAUUUAUGGCAACUUCAAUCCGGAUAGAUUUGACCAUGUUUGGGCUAAGGUUAUGGAGAAGUAUGGAUUUGGUGAUGAUGAGUGGUGACAAUAAUGUAUGGGA